Molecule: messenger RNA, 2848 nt
Organism: Saccostrea cuccullata (small rock oyster)
Lineage: Eukaryota; Metazoa; Mollusca; Bivalvia; Ostreida; Ostreidae
Product: zinc finger and BTB domain-containing protein 24-like
Exons: 9
Coding region: 15-2591 (858 amino acids)
Biological process (GO): regulation of transcription by RNA polymerase II
Molecular function (GO): RNA polymerase II cis-regulatory region sequence-specific DNA binding; DNA-binding transcription factor activity
Source: RefSeq, a predicted model, not a curated record
CUCCUUCUGUCAAAAUGGCUGCCGCUUGUGACAUUUCCGAUUCGCAAGAGGCAGCUCAUAAUCAAAUUGUUGUCAGUGAGGUACCUCUAGGGGUGUGGACAGUACAGAAUGACCAAGUCAUCAAAACCACCAGCGCAGGGGAGGAAAAAUCGGAGGUCAAGUCGGUCCAUGUCGUGGUAUCUGUACAACCCGAGGAAAAGAAACCCUCCCGUGGGGAGGGAUACCAGGAGAGGAGGUCAGGGAGAAUACCCUCCAGGAAAAGGAGUGUCCCAUUUAAAUUCAGGGAUUACAGAAAUCCAGACCUGGUGAACGAGGAGAAUGAGGAGGAGGAAGCAGAGGAGAAAUUUACACCCGAGGAGGAAUUCAGGAAUGUGUCCCUGGUCAAGCGGGCGACCACUGCCUCCACAAGGAAACGAGGAAGGCCAAGAAAACUGCCUAUAUAUGACUCACCAGUGACACAAGAAAUAAUUUCAUUAGAUGCCAAUGAAGCUAACAGCCUGGGGGUGGGGAAUGAGGAGGUCAGCAUUGUGAUCAUACAGCAGGGGACAGACGGGGAGGAUAUUAUUCUACAGACUGAGGGGGGAGAGGAACUGAGCCUCACAGAGGGGGGACAGGUCGCAAACAGUUCACAGGAGACGGAGCAGAGCACAAACCUACCUCAGCAGGUUAACAUGGCCGAAGAAGGAGGGAAAGGAGAGGAAGGCUUAGCUCAGUGUAAAAUAGAAAGUGAUAGUGAGGGCCAAAAAGAAGGGACAAGUGAUACUGAUCUCACAGGGAGGGGAGGGGGAGAGGGGGGUGAGGGAGACAGCACAGCAGAACAGGAAAACCAGGGGGAGGAAGGAAGCUCCCUGACUCAGGAGAGAGGACCAGAAUCAGGGAGUGAAACCUCUCAGCCUGAAGUCGAGUCAAAGCCAAGGAUUGUCUACCUCAAUAAGAAACCCCGUCGGAGUGGGAAGAAAAAUAACAUGGUGGUGGUUUACUCCUGUGGAGUAUGCAUGAAAAAGUUCUCUUCUAAAGGAAAUUUAAAAACACACAUGAAGAUACAUUUAGGAGAGAAGCCUUUCCACUGUAAUGUAGAGAACUGCAGUAAGACAUUCAGGAGUAACGAGGCUCUUAGAAGACACAAAAUGUCACACCUCGGUAUCAAACCAUUUGAAUGCAGUUUCUGUAAGAACAAGUUCUCCAGUAAUGUAAGUCUCCAGGAACACAUGUCACGUCACACGGACAGUAAACCUCACCAAUGUCACGUAUGUCUGCGGAACUUCCGACAGGUCAGCUGUCUACGGCGACAUCUCAUCACUCACUCCUCCGAGACGCCCUUCGCCUGUACCAUAUGUGGCCGCAAAUUCUCUCAGAAUAUGUACCUCAGGUCACACAUGAAAAUGCACACAGGAGAGAGGCCAUUCAAAUGUAAGCAGUGUGAGAAAGCCUUUGCUCAUCAAUCUGAUCUCAACAGACACAAAAUUGUCCACUCAGGAGAAAAGCCAUAUGAAUGUGAGGUGUGUGGCACAAGAUUCAGUGACCCUUCCAGUAAAAGACGCCAUGAACGUGAACAUGUGGGAACCAAACCAUAUGUAUGUCAAUUGUGUUACGAGUCAUUUAAACGUGCGGGACAAUUAAAGGCUCACCUGAGCAGGAAACACCUGCACCAGAAGGAUGACGUCCAGGUGAUUCGGACCAGUACAGGUGCUCUACAGUUUGUGUUCCCUAACGCUGACCAGUGCAUCACCCAGCAAGAAAUCGCAGCCUCCAUGUCCGGCGAUCAACAUACCAUGAUAAAACAAAAAAAGAUAGUAAAGUUAAUCCAGGACCUGAACUCUUCUAUACAGAAUGUCCCCAUUAACCCUCCUCCGCAUGAUUAUUCUGCCACCGAGACGCCAUCCGUGCUCGAUGCAGAGAGACAGGAGGAGAUGUCUGUAGACUCAGUUAUUAAUGAAGCACUGGAAAAAAAUCAGGGCCUCAUUUCCCAGGGGAGGGAACAGCGAGUCCAGACCCUACCUGUAUCUACUUUUGAUAAUUCUCAGAUGUCAGAACCUACAGUUGUGACCAUUGCAGAGGUGUUGGACAACGGUCACAUCCAGACCAUUCAGUCCGAUGACUGUGUUCCUGUUGAGUAUCUUCACAUUAUUGAAGAGCUAGCUCCAGAGUCCCUGGAGCAGCAGGUUGUGGAGGUCCACUAUCAGGAUUCAGAACAGAGGCCAGAGCCAGACCAAUCCACAGAACAGGUGCUCUCUAAAGAAAGUGAAGAGUCCACGGCAGCAACAGCCUCAGUAUCAGAUCAGGCUUCAGACACGACAUCCAUGGAUUACGUCAAUCAUCCAGAUUUCAGCAGCCAAGCUUAUUAUAACUGGCUCUGUAGUUUUACAGAGCUCUGUAAAGUCAUGCCAAUGCCUUUAGAUGUUUCACUAUUUCAGAAAAUCAGUCAGGUCCACAAACAUUUAUCUGAUGUCAUGGCAACACCUUCUGGGGUGGUGGCAGACAAGGAGAAUUUUAAAACCCUCAUGAACAUCUCAAAAGAACUGAAUACAAUCAUUAAUGAACAUUUAUUUUAUGUCAUGCAAAAUCUUGAUGCCAUGGAUGAUAAGGAAUAAUCAUAAUUUAUUUGUUGUUACUGUUUUACAAUGUUGCUACAAGUAUUUAUCUUUCUGUACUUGAGAUUAAGGCAUUCAUGAUAAUUAGGGUAUCAACUUAAUGUGUUUUUGCAUUGGUCAGGAUUUUUGUAUUAAACUUUUGAGCUGACAUUUUAUUACUAUGUAAUACAUAUAUGUUAGAUUUGUCACUGACAUUGCUUGUAUUUGUUAUUUAUUUUACAAUGUGGCAAAAUGAAGGUCAUGAAAACAUUUACAAA